Molecule: messenger RNA, 3360 nt
Organism: Lucilia sericata (common green bottle fly)
Lineage: Eukaryota; Metazoa; Arthropoda; Insecta; Diptera; Calliphoridae
Exons: 5
Coding region: 600-2330 (576 amino acids)
Source: RefSeq, a predicted model, not a curated record
CAAAAGUUAAGAUCAGUUCAAGUUGUGACUCGAUCGCGAACAGUUUGUUGAUCGUAAAACUGACGCAAAAUUUAAGUAAAAGGCAAAAUUUAAAAAUUAAAGAAAAAAAGUAUUAUUUGCAAAAAAAAUAUAGAAAACGAGAAGAGUUUUUUUAAUUAAAUUAAAUUUUGUGUGCAAUUUUUUUUGUAAUUGAGAAAAGAGCAUUUAUAUACCCCCAUAAGCGGCCGCAGACAGCAGACUGAGUAUUGUAAAAAAUAAAUGAUGAAAAAAUUUAACGAAAUUUCGAAAUCUUCUACAAGAACUUCUGCUUUAAAGUGAGGUUGUGUUAUUUUAGCUCAGUUUCUAUAACGUUUUUCGUUGCUUUUUUUCGUCUACGGUUUUGCGGGACUAAGAGAGUACGCGUCUGUGAGAGAGUGUUAUUAAUUUUCAUUUGUUUAAAAAAGUGUUAAUUAAUUGUAAUAAAUUUGUAAUAAAAAAAACAUAAUUUUUAAUAAUAACAAAAUGUUUUAAAAGAUUUUUAAGAAUUUCUUAUAAAAUAAAACAAAGAAGAAAUUGAAAGAUCUUAAAAAAAAAGUGAAGAAAAACAAAACAAAUACAAAAUGGUUGCAACUAAAACUAAAAACAACUUUAAAAGCCCAAGUGGCAGCAACAGUAAAUGCCUGUGCAACAUUAACAGCAAAGCAAAUACCAAAAAUUUUAUAAAUUUAAAUAGCAAUUAUGCCAAAAUUAAAAAACAUCAUUACACCCACAAAAGCAGCAAUAACAACAACAGCAGCAAAAAGUUUAAUUUAAAAUUAAUAAUCGGUAUUUGGUGUCUACUGCACAGUGUCACUGUUAUACAGGGUGCUGCCGUUUAUACAAAUGUUGACUUUCGUUCGAAUCCCACAUUUGAACCGAUUUGCAAUCUUCAGGAGGAGCAUUUCAUCGAAAGCGAAGGCAAAGAAUCUAGUCUAAUAUUGGAAUUCAAUAAAGCCAUUGCGGUUACACAGCAUAAAUUAUGCACCCGAAUUCUAUCAUCCCCACCUAAUUAUGGUUUCAUUAUACGUUUAAUUUUACCAAAAAUACGACACAGUCAUCAUCAUUCCAGUACAAAAGUAGAGAAUAAAGAAAUAGAUGCCACGGGCCGUCAAGGUGGUGCUCAAAACCCCAGUAAAGUGUCAACAUUUAUGGAUCAAUUAAAUGUUUCAACGGCGGGUGGUUUGAAGUCGGGACGUAGUUGUCCUUUGAGCAUAUUCAGUUCCCAUGAUCCUCAUACACCACAGUGGCGUGUGGAUCCCUGUCAAUUGGAGGACACUGCCCCCGAAAUGGAGGAUCCGGUAAGACUGUUCCAUGGCCGUGUGCGCAUAGUAUGGGAACAUCAGAAUCAUACCUUAAACUCCAAACUAAUGGUCACCGUUUUGGGUAAGGGAGAUGAGUGUCGCAGUGAAAAGAAACAUCAAUGUUUAAGAAUAGGUGAUGAUCCCAUUUUGUGCAUUUCUAAGGAUUUAAUAUGCGAUGGCAUACGUCAUUGCCCCUAUAGCAAUGAAUACGACAGUGAUGAGGAUUAUACUAUGUGCUGGAAACAUAGUCGCCAAGGAGAACCUAUGCCACCGUCUAUGGAAUCAGAUAUUUUUGAACAUUUUGCUUUGGAGGUAUUUCGCAAUUUAUUUGCCUUUGAUGUGCCCUCUAUAGCCAAAGGCACCACCAGUAAACCUUUGCUAGAGUCGGACGAUGAUGUCUCUGAGAAACCUAUUAGUAAUAAAACCACUUUACAUAAGGUGGAAGGAGGUAAAGAAUUUAAUGAAACUCUGACAGAGGAACAAGACUCAGGAAAAUCCAAUACUACUCUAACUAUAGGCAAGGCCGAUAACUCGUCUAGUUUGUCGGGAAAUCAUCAUCGGCGCAAUUCAACACGUACAGGUGUCAAUUCGGAUUUGUCUAAAUAUGGUCCUUGGGGUUAUCUUAUGCUGGGCAUGUUGCUAUGCGGGGGCGCUUUACUGAUUUGUGGUUUAUGGGCCUCCGCUUCCCAACAUGCAGCCAAUAAUGAACGCGAAUCAGCUUUACAAUCGGCCAAUGCCGCUGCAGCCAUGGGUCAAGAUAAUCAUUCCAAUACCACAGCUCCCCCUAACUAUGAAGAGUUGGAUCCGCCACCCGCCUAUUCCGUAUUGUUUCCCAAUCAAAAAGCCGCCUCAAGCAAUACUUUGAAUUCACUAGAAGUGGCCAGCUCACCGCCUUCGAUGACACACCUACAAUUAUCGCCCUCGGCUGCUCCCAGUAGUAGAUCUACUGCGAGAAUUGUGUCUGAAAGGGCUAGUGGCAGUAAUCAUUUACCCACUCACAGCAACAAUUAAAAUGUGUUCUUUUUUCUAUAACUUUAUAAAUUAUUUAGUUUUAUACUCUCUACUUUUAAAUGAAAAAAAAGAUCUAUAACUCUAUUGAUAAGUUUGACUAGUAGAGCAGGGAUAUACAUACAAUUUUUAUAACGUAUUUUCUAAGAAUCUCUUCUUUAUUUGAAAAAGCUUGGAAUUUUUUCAAAUUAAGAUCAUAAAAAGCUUAACAACGACUGACUUAAUUAUUUAGUUAUAACAAUUUUUAAAUAGUAAUAUUUUUGAAUAACUUUAUAGUUGGGGGAUGAGUUUUAAAAGCUGUUUUAUUUGGGGUUUAAGUAAACUUGCCAAAUACUGAAACAUUUGAGAAUUUGUAAAGCUUAAGAGCUUAUUCUUAUAUAUUUGGAUUUUAUUUACUUAAUUUUUAUUCAAUUUAAUUCCAGUUUAAUGUGAAAUGCAAUAAAAACUAAUUUAAAACUUUUAAGGCUUUACACAAAGCUUUAGCAAAUAAAGCUUCUGCGAAGUUUAAACUAAUUGUUAUAAUAACAACUUAAAAGCCUUUAAUAUGUAUUAAAUUUCUUUUAAAUUUGGCGAAAGCUUUUGUAAAAUUUAAACCAAAUUUGUAGAUUUAAAAGCUUUUAAUAAUAAAAAAAUUUAUGAAAUUCUACUAAAUAUAAAACUUAUAAGCUCUUUAAAAAGCUUUUUCAAACAAAGCUUUUGUCCAAUCUUAAAUUGUAAAACUGAAAUCCUUUAUAAAAAACAGCAUUUAAACUUUUAUUUUCUUUUGUUUCUACCAAUUUGUUUAAUAUUAAAACUGAAAUUCAUAAUUUAUUUAUUUUCAAUAUGGCUGCCCCCUUUAAUUGAUACCCCUUCUAUCUAAACAAAAAACAAAACCUGACUCAAUUUUUUUUAUUUUAUGUUAAUUUUUCAUUUAGAUAUUUUAUAAAUUUUGUAAUAUUUAUCUUUUUCUAAUAAUUUAAAACAGUUUUAUUUAUUUGUGUUAAAUUUAAAUUGUUGACAACAUUUAAUGUACAAUAAAAAUGGCAUAAAUGUC